GCUCCGGCGCGAUUACUUUUCGAUAUGUUUGGACAAUAUCACGCUAGAGCAAUCAUCUACACCUGUAUCUCUCAGCAGCUUGUCUUCCUCAAUGCUGCAAUGAAUUUCGCGCUCUACUGUUUGGUAUCGAAGCGUUAUCGUAUUCUGAUGCGACAGACGAUCAAACGUCUGCUACGUGUUGUGAAGGCUGUCGAUCGGCCGUUGAAGUCGAGUGGAGUACGUCAGAGUAAAAGUUCAACAGCACCGACAACAUCGAUGGAGGAUCAAAGCCGAAAUCAUCUACAUAUUGUCAUCUGA
Messenger RNA from Angiostrongylus costaricensis, 297 nucleotides. NCBI's taxonomy places the organism in Eukaryota, Metazoa, Nematoda, Chromadorea, Rhabditida, Metastrongylidae. The record is from the annotation of a GenBank genome assembly.